AUGAGCUUUGAAGAGCUUAGGGCUAUCAAGCGUGGUUGGAUGGGCAAGAAUUGGCGGCAACAAAAAGAACCCUUGCAACAGAUCUCUGGAAACGCAAGCAGUACUGAGUCCCUGCUAGGGAAAUCUCAUUCACCAGAGGACUUGCCGGAGCAUUUAGGCCAGAAUCUUACUACAUCUAGUCACGGUCAUUCUCAUUAUCAACAUGAAGGCCAUGGAGGCAAACCCAAAGCGAGUCGCACUAAGAUUAAAGGGGAAACAACACAGACACAAACAGUGAAAAUGAAGUUUGACUCCCCGACCAAUAAUAAAAAGGUGCGGCGAAAGAGUACCGGGGAACCGACAAUGACCAUGCACACUCGUGCAGCGACGGAUGAGAUAUAUAGCAUCUUCAAUCAACCAUUGAAGGCAGAGACUGAAGCAGACGCAGAUAGCUUCUGCGGUAGCGAUUACGAAGAUGACGACUGCGCUAGUAAUGGAGAUAGUACAUGCACAGGGCACAUAUCAGCGGCCUCGAGCGACUUUGGAGACGAGGAGACACAAACAUUCCACAAAUCCUACGAUGACACCGACUAUGCCAACACCACACGAGCUGAGAGCGUUGAUGGCGAUGAAAGCGAUUGGACGGAGUUCAACCCAGACCGUGAUAUCCCAGAUAUCGAAAAUUAUGAAGUCACCUCACAUUCUGUCGUUAGUGAUGGAGCGGAAGGUAGCUCGACACAAGGAACACCGGAGAGGAAAGGAUUCAUUCCAGAAAUGCCCGAGGAUUAUGCUCCUCCAUGGGGUACCUACCGUGACCCUGCAAUUAUGGCCCAAAAUCGCCUUCCCUUUAUGACACCUAUCGUGGAGCGAACGGAAUCCAUUCCUUCUUUGACAGCCGCUCGAAACAGCAUUUAUAACGCGAAAACGCCUUCGAAGCCACGAUCACCGGCCGGUAACUUGUUUCGUUCUAGUCUAGUGGGGACAGAUACGCCAUACGAAGAAGAUCAUACUAUUGCGUCUACAGCCGAUGUACCAUUCAGUCCCAUGGCCUUCAAGGCCCUCGCGCCUAAGCUCCGGAGACGGGAACCGAUAAUCAGGGAUGUGCAGUGCAAUCCGACUGACAAGGGUAUUCGCAACACAAUCCUCAAUUCCUUGGAAAAGCCACUUGCGACCUACACGGGUUAUCACGGUCACGUCGAAGAUAGUAACUAUGCUUCGAUGAUACAGAAAUUCGUCAAAACCAACACCAGGCGAUCAAAGAGUGGUGGGGAUGGCGCAUUUGACACGCCUAUCCUCGAAUUUCCAGGAGCGGAACGAAGCUACAUUAUCAGACGUGAGCUAGGAGCCGGUGCAUAUGCCCCUGUCUAUCUCGCCGAAAGUGUUGACAGUCUUGAAUCCUACGAAUCUGACUCCGACGAUGGUACAAGCCCUAGCAGCAAAAUUUCCCGACGGAGAAACUCGAACGCUUAUGAGACUCCCCGAUUCCCCUUCGAAGCAGUCAAGGUCGAAAAUGGACCAUCAAGCGCGUGGGAGUUUUAUAUGAUUCGCACAGCCUAUAUUCGCCUACGACAAUCCAUUGAUCAUUCUCGCGCCACCGAUAGCAUUGUUCGCGCGCACGAAUUGCAUGUCCACCGACGUGAAAGUUUUCUAGUGGAGGACUAUCGAGGACAGGGUACCAUACUCGACCUCGUAAACCUCGUCCGCAAUGAAGCCAUCAACUCCAACCAUACUUCUGAAGGCGGUCUUGAGGAGGUUUUAGCAAUGUUCUUCUCCGUUGAGCUAUUCCGCACCGUCGAAGCACUCCACGCCAACGGCGUCCUCCAUGGUGACAUCAAAGCCGACAACUGCCUCGUCCGCCUAGAUGACCACAAUCCCAACGAACCUCCCUCUAAGGCCCUUUCCCUGCUCGACCUUGACGCCGAUAAAACCGAUUUCGAUCCCCGGGAAAGCAUCCACUACUCCCCAAGCGGCUCUCACGGCUGGCGACAGAAGGGCUUAGCACUGAUCGACUUCGGCCGCAGCAUCGACAUGCAAGCAUUCUCACCAGCCGUGCAAUUCAUCGCGGACUGGGAAACCGGUGCGCAUGAGUGCAAUGAAAUCCGCGAGAUGCGCCCCUGGACCUACCAUAUUGAUCUGUACGGUAUUGCUGGCGUGAUCCACGUGCUGUUAUUCGGCAAAUACAUCGAAUCCACCGCUAUCGACGGCAACAACGGAAACCCAUCAUUCCGCAACUAUCGCAUCCGCGAGUCUCUGAAACGAUACUGGGAUCGUGAACUCUGGGCCGGUGUCUUCGAUCUCUUGCUCAACCCCGGUGCCGAGCGCUGGCAGCAUAAUGAGCGCGAGAACGGAGUCGAUGACGGUCUGUCCUCUGUGCCUAUUCUGCCUGUCUUGCAUUCCAUGCGGCACAUUCGUCAAGACAUGGAGGAGUGGCUCCUUGCCAAUGCCGAGAAGAAGGGUCUUGCUCUUCAGAUUCGCAAGAUUGAGGUUCUUCUUGCUGAGCGGAAGAGGAAAUUGGAGAAGUGA
Penicillium roqueforti is the source of this 2502-nucleotide messenger RNA. RefSeq names its product putative checkpoint protein kinase (SldA). Gene Ontology annotation, biological process: protein phosphorylation; mitotic spindle assembly checkpoint signaling; meiotic sister chromatid cohesion, centromeric. Gene Ontology annotation, molecular function: protein kinase activity; ATP binding. Bases 1 to 2502 code for a protein of 833 amino acids. The transcript has 2 exons. The record is from RefSeq and is a predicted model, not a curated record. Lineage: Eukaryota; Fungi; Ascomycota; Eurotiomycetes; Eurotiales; Aspergillaceae.